This is a messenger RNA of Hypanus sabinus (Atlantic stingray), 1747 nucleotides long. RefSeq names its product keratin, type I cytoskeletal 19-like. NCBI's taxonomy places the organism in Eukaryota, Metazoa, Chordata, Chondrichthyes, Myliobatiformes, Dasyatidae. Gene Ontology annotation, molecular function: structural molecule activity. Bases 23 to 1315 code for a protein of 430 amino acids. The record is from RefSeq and is a predicted model, not a curated record. The transcript is spliced from 10 exons.
GGUAGUGUCUGUGUUCUCCAACAUGAAGUCCUCCAACAGUAUGAUCAGCUACUCUACGCGGGCCCCUAGGUAUUCCCAGAGCCUACAUCUGUCACAUCGGCAGCCGACCAUGAGCAGUAGCUCGUUCAUCCUGCACUCCGCCGGUCGCAGCGGCGGGAGCAUAGCCGGUGGUGGCUUCGGCUCUGGCUUCGGCUAUGCCACUCCUGGCUUGUCUGCUACUUCGCUCAUAUUGCGAAGCGGCGGCGGCGUCGGCGGCGCCGGCUUGGUGGGUGAUGAGAAGGUCACCAUGCAGAACCUGAACGACCGCCUGGCCUCCUACCUGGCGACAGUGCAGCGCCUGGAGCAGUCCAACGCGGAGCUGGAGAAGGAGAUCCGCGAAUUGUCAACAAACACUGUUGUCCAAGGGUUCGACUGGUCGAUGUACGACCAGACGAUCAAACCCCUUCAGACGCAGAUACUGGAAGCCACCCUGCAGAACUCCCAGAUCGCUCUGGAGAUUGACAAUGCCAAGCUGGCUGCUGAGGACUUCCAAAACAAGUGGCAGACCGAGCAGAUGCUACGGCAGUCUGUGGAAAGUGAUAUCGAAGGCCUGCACCAUCUGAAGGAGACCUACCUGCAAUUACAGGACGGCCUGACCAACGACAUCGCUGGGCUGGAGGAUGAGAUUGCCUUCCUGAAGAAGAAUCACAAUGAGGAACUGAACGUGUUGCGGAAGCAGUGUACCCAAGAAGUGAAUGUUGAGGUGGACUCAGCUCCAGGCGUUGACCUGAAUAAAGUCCUGGAAGAAAUGCGGCAGAAGUACACCACCCUCGUUGACAAUAACCAAGUAGAGCUGGAUAAGUGGUACCAAGAACAGCUCUCGAUUAAAGAAGUCCAGGUAACUCAGAAUGACCAGGCUCUCACCGGUGUUAAAACUGAGCUGUCUCAGUUCCGACAUCAAGUACAGACUCUCAAUGCUGAAUACAAUGGCUUACUCGGCAAUAUAAAUGCACUGGAGAGCACUCUAGAUCAGACUGAAGCCUCGUACGACAACCAGCUUCAGAGUUUGCAGUUCCAAAUCAGAAGCCUCGAGGCUGAGCUGGUAAAUCUCCGGAAUGAGCAGAUGCGCCUGAAGGCCGAAUAUGACAAGAUCCUUAAUAUCAAGAUGCAACUGGAAGCUGAGAUAAGCCAGUACAAAUGUCUACUGGGCACCGGUAACCAAAACAUGAUAACCGGUGGAAUAUCUUCCUCUGGCCUCAUAUCUGGAAGGACUGGCACAGGAAGUAGUACGAUAACCAUCAAGACCACUGAAAUCAAAGAAAAUAUUGCGACAUGAAGACUCUGCCACAGAAGGAUUUCCAGGGAGCCUGGAUAAAGGCCCCCACAACUCUUGCUUGCUGCUGGGAUCCCUGGGAUGUGGGCUGCCCUCUGUCCUCUUACUCUUCACUUUCUGCUUCAGAUAAACAUGGGUGGAGGAACCAGAUGUCCUGCAACUCCCUUCAAGCGGAAUUGCUGUGCUUCCAACAUGGUUGUUAUGUUAUGGUUGUCUUCACUGAAAGAGGGACAUUGUCACUCCUAGCUGCUUCCCUCCUGAACCCAGGUCCAACACCUGACAGCUGUGGAAAACAUGGUGUGACUGGUCCUGGGGGCACAGCAUGUGGGUGAGAUUCUGUCCUGUUUGGGCCCAGGAUAGGGUUGAAGGCCUUGUGUUGUCUGUUGUUCCACACUUGUCUUGCUUGCUUUCAAUAAACUUCUGCCUGAACCAUAA